Closterium sp. Naga37s-1 is the source of this 1233-nucleotide messenger RNA. The record is from the annotation of a GenBank genome assembly. Lineage: Eukaryota; Viridiplantae; Streptophyta; Zygnematophyceae; Desmidiales; Closteriaceae.
AUGGCUAGCGCGGCAGAAAGUGAGGAGCCACAGGCGGCAACGCGUCGCGAUCUGUAUGAAGUGCUGGGGGUAGCACGAGAGGCGACGGACGACGAGAUCAAGAGCGCGUAUAAGAAGCUCGCCCUCAGGUUCCAUCCUGACAAGAACGCCAAUGAUCCGGAAGCGACAGACAAGUUUAAAGAGGUCGCUUUUGCCUACAGCAUUCUAUCCGAUCCUGACAAGCGCCACCAGUACACGAUCAGAGGCUUCGACGCGGUGAACAUGGAGGACAUGGACGACUCGCUUGAUCUGUCGGGACUAAGUACCUUCAACACGGCCAUGGUCGCGCUCUUCAGCAAGUUAGGCGUGCCAAUAAAGACGUCAGUGUCGCAGGUCGUGCUGGAGGAGGCUUUAAGCGGGACUGUCACUCCACGCACGCUGCCUCUGGGCGGAUCGAUCAGUGACAGGGUGGAGAAGCAGAAGGCGCAUUUCUACAGUGUGACGCUGACGGAAGAGCAGGCCAAGAGUGGCCUUGUUGUCAGAGCCACGUCGUCCGCAUCAGGCAAAUUCAAGCUACUAUACUUUGACUGGCGAUCAGAGACAGGAGGGCUGGACCUAUCCAUGCAGGAGAGCAGCAUCAAGUACGGCAAGUCGUCACAAGCAUGCCUCUUCUUCCUCGGCUUCCAGUGCUACCGCUACGACCCCACUGCCAGUGCUUUGGAGAUGGCGCGAGACCCUGAGACGUCUCUCUUUUACCGCCUGGAUGGCCUGUCCAAGUGCGAGGUGAACGAGCUCAAGGACGGCACACAUGUCUUCGCUGUCUACGGUGACAAUUUCCUCAAGGGCACGUCGUACACGAUAGAGGCGGUGCCAGUGCAGGCGGACUCGCCAGCAGUGGCGGAGCUGCGGCGCGUGGAGGCGGAGCUGGUGGGCAAGAAGGAGCGCGUGCGCAAGUUCGAAAAGGAGUUCCGUGAUGCUGUGGCAAAAUACGUGGAAGUGGUAACACAGUACAACACAGAGAAGGAGGAAGUAGAUGACCUAUUAUCCAUGCGCUUUGCCACUAUGGAGAUGUUCACUGCUGCCAACAUGGGAGUGGGCCCUGUUGCCGACCCCCGCAACCCCUCUGCUUCAUCCCCUUCUGCAAACGGCCGGCCGGGGCCGUCUUUCUCUGGGUCUGACGAUCAGCAGUUGCAACAGCAAACCAGCCGUUCCAAAUCCAAAAAGUGGUUUCCUUCGUUCCUCAAGACCUCGUGA